Molecule: messenger RNA, 2548 nt
Organism: Alexandromys fortis (reed vole)
Lineage: Eukaryota; Metazoa; Chordata; Mammalia; Rodentia; Cricetidae
Product: carboxylesterase 1C-like
Exons: 15
Coding region: 248-1942 (564 amino acids)
Biological process (GO): lipid catabolic process
Cellular component (GO): lipid droplet; endoplasmic reticulum
Molecular function (GO): carboxylic ester hydrolase activity
Source: RefSeq, a predicted model, not a curated record
GAAGUUGUUGCCUGAGUUCUUAGCUACCUGUAAACUGAGAGUCCUGGACUCUAGAUAAAGAAGGGCAAACUCUUAGUGGGUGUGGCUUGGAAAUCAGAACACACACAGAAAGUUCUUUGGAGGAGGAACAGAUUUAUAUAUUUGUGCUAGCUGGGCUAGAGGCAGGCCUACAGGAAAGAGAAAGGAACAAUACUUUCUCUUUGAGCAACAGGCACCUCCCUGCCUCCAGAGUUCUUGUCCUUCCGCCAUGUGGCUCUGUGCCCUGGUCUGGACUUCUCUUGCUGUUUGCACAGUUUGGGCAGGGCACCCAUCCUCACCACCCGUGGUGAACACUGUUCAUGGCAAAGUCCUGGGGAAGUAUGUCAGCUUAGAAGGAUUCGCACAGCCUGUGGCUGUCUUCCUGGGAGUCCCCUUUGCCAAGCCCCCUCUUGGAUCCCUGAGGUUUGCUCCACCACAGCCUGCAGAGCCCUGGAACUUUGUGAAGAAUGCCACCUCCUACCCUCCUAUGUGCUCCCAAAUUACAGGGGUGGGACCAGUGCUCUCUGACGUCUUCGCCAACCAACUAGAAGAUGUUGCUCUUGAGUAUUCUGAAGACUGCCUUUACUUAAAUAUUUACUCCCCUGCUGACUUGACCAACAAAGGCAAGCUGCCGGUGAUGGUAUGGGUCCAUGGAGGCGGUUUACUGUCUGGUGGGGCAUCCACUUUUGAUGGACUGGCCCUGUCUACCCAUGAAAAAGUGGUGGUGGUAGCCAUUCAAUACCGCCUGGGCAUCUUGGGAUUCUUCAGCACAGGAGAUGAACACAGCAGAGGGAACUGGGGUCACUUCGACCAAGUAGCUGCCCUACGGUGGGUCCAGGACAACAUUGCUAACUUCGGGGGGGACCCAGGCUCUGUGACCCUCUUUGGCGAGUCAUCAGGAGGAGAGAGUGUCUCUGUCCUUGUGUUGUCUCCCCUGACCAAGAACCUCUUCCACAGGGCCAUUUCUGAGAGUGGUGUGGCCCUCACUCCAUGUCUGUUCAGGGAGAAUACCAGACGUGGGGCUGAGCAAGUCGCCAUUGCUGCAGGGUGUGAGGCCACCACAUCGGUCGGUAUAGUUCAGUGUCUGCGUGAGAAGACGGAGGAGGAGCUCUUGGCCACGACACUGAAAAUGAAAUUCUUUGCUCUUGAUUUGCUUGGAGACCCCAGAGAGAGCUACCCAUUCCUGACUACUGUGAUUGAUGGGGUGCUUCUGCCAAAGGCACCGGAAGAGAUUCUGGCUGAGAAGAAUUUCAACACCGUGCCCUACAUCGUGGGGAUCAACAAGCAAGAGUUUGGCUGGUAUAUUCCCACGAUGAUGGGCUAUCCACUCUCUGAAGGCAAACUGGAUCAGAAGACAGCCACAUCCCUCCUAUGGAAGUCCUACCCACUUACUAACAUCUCUAAGGAACUGACUCCAAUGGCCAUUGAGAAAUAUCUGGGAGGAUCAAACGGCCCCGACGAAAAUAAAAACCUCUUUUUAGAUAUGAUGGGAGAUGUGUUAUUUGCUGUACCAUCCGUGAUUGUGGCCCGCUAUCAUAGAGAUGCUGGAGCCCCCACCUACAUGUAUGAAUUUAAGUAUCGUCCAAGUUUCGUGUCUGACAUGAGACCCAAGACGGUGAUAGCAGACCACGGUGAUGAAGUGUACUCUGUUUGGGGGGCACCAUUUCUGAAAGAGGGUGCCUCGGAGGAAGAGAUCAACCUCAGCAAGACGAUGAUGAAGCUUUGGGGCAAUUUUGCUCGAAAAGGGAACCCCAAUGGGGAGGGAUUGCCACACUGGCCAGAGUACGACCAGAAGGAAGGGUACCUGCAGAUUGGAGACACCAUUCAGCAAGCCCAGAAGCUGAAAGACAAGGAAGUGGCUUUCUGGACUGAGCUCCGAGCUAUGAAGGUGGAGGAGCCAUCCAAAGGAGACACGGAGAAAUGAGGAGGAAGCGGUGGAGCCCUGGAAGCUUUUAGCAGCCAGGGCAAAGCUGUUCCACAGCAAGUGUUUGUAAUUCAGAGUUUCCUCAUCACCGAGGCUGGAGAGCUGUGUGUCCGGGAUGGGUAGAAACCAGGGGAAAGAAAUGUUUGCUUUCAAUUUGUAAAAUAAGUGAAAUGGUGUUUUUUUUUUUUGGGGGGGGGCAGGGAUCAAAUCAGUGUCUGAGUCUUGAACUACUGAUGAGCCCAUCCUCCUCAGAGAGAUGGAGAGGUCACCACCAGCAGGGGAAACCACUCCUGUGGGAAUAGCUUGGCCUGUAUAUGUGCUGAAUCCCAGCAUGCUUUGAGAUGCUAAUGGGGACUUUGGACAUAUCCAACAAUGAACAUGGACAGAAUGAUGAUACAUAUGUGUGAUGGGACGGUCUCAGUGUUCUCUAGUCUUGACCUCAGCAGCUCUCUCUGUUCUCAUGUUCCCCAAAGAGAUUAAUUCAGACAAGAUGCACACUACAAGAGUAGAUCGUGUAGUCAAGAUUUUAAUUACAACAAACAAAGAAACAGAAAUAAACUCUUUUAGGAAAAUUGUGAGCUGAGCCGCAAUUGCCCCAAUCCCAGC